UUGGGCGCGUGUCACAACGAAAACCAACUGUGUGAUUAAUCUCUUAACUGGAGACAUUAAGGCACGUAAUAACGAUAACGAAACAAGUGAGAAGAAUCCGAGAUACCGAGGGAGAUCACGUGUGUGGUGCAGCAGCAGCAGCAGCAGCGGCAGCGUGAAAUGGACGCUGUAGCAACAGGUUCGGAGCUGAACAAGUCCGGGAGCGGAGGUUCGGAGCGGAGCGAUGACAGCGGAGGAGGAGGGAUAUUUGAGUACUCUGGUUGGGUUUAUCACUUGGGAGUCAAUUCCAUUGGCCACGAGUAUUGUCAUCUCCGUUUCCUCUUCAUCAGGGGAAAGUAUGUUGCCAUGUACAAGCGUGAUCCUCACGAGAACCCUGGCAUCAAACCAAUUAGGCGGGGAGUUGUUGGACCCACGCUAAUGGUGGAGGAGCUAGGUCGUCGAAAGGUCAACAAUGGGGAUCUUUAUGUUUUACGGUUUUACAAUCGAUUAGAUGAGACCAAAAAAGGAGAUAUUGCUUGCGCUACAGCUGGGGAGGCCAGGGGAUGGAUGGAAGCAUUUGAUCAGGCUAAGCAACAGGCCGAGCUUGAGUUGUCAAAAGGAAUUAGUGCCAGAGACAAACUAAACAUGGAGAACGAGAUCAAUCUUGAAGGACAUCGACCUAGAGUGAGGCGAUAUGCCCAUGGUUUGAGGAAGCUUAUAAGAAUUGGCCAAGGCCCGGAAAAAUUGUUACGACAAUCAUCAAAGUUGUCCAGAACAGAUGGGUUUGAAGGGGAUGGAGGCGAUGCAGUUGAAGCACAUCAAUGGAAAUGCGUUUUUACUUUGGCUGGUAUUAGAAUUUUUGAGGAUGUUUCUGAUCACAAGAAUGGUAAGACUGUCCUUGCAAAGUCUGUUGGUGUGGUUGAUGCAACUGCAGAUACUGUUUUUGAAGUUAUUUUGAACACUGACCAACAGAAAAGAUAUGAGUGGGAUACAUUGAUAUGCGACUUGGAACUUGUAGAUUCUUAUGAUGGACACUACGAUGUUGUUUAUGGGACAUAUGAUUCUAAGUAUCUAUCUCGGUGGCACUCAAAGCAGGAUUUUGUCUUCUCUAGACAAUGGUUUCGUGGACAAGAUGGAACAUAUACUAUCUUGCAAUGUCCAGCUAUACACAAGAAGAAGCCCCCAAUACACGGAUAUCGACGUGCAAAAGUUAAUCCAACUUCAUGGGAGAUUAGAAAUUUGAGCACAUCUGGGGCAUCAAAUAGCCCAAGAUGUUUAGUGACCCACACUUUGGAGAUAAACUCUUCGUCUUGGUGUCGAUGGAAGAAUAACCAGAACUCAAAAUUUCAGAGGAGCAUUCCACAUGCAUUAUUGUUCCAAGUGGCAGGUCUGAAGGAAUACAUUGCUGCCAAUCCUGCACUCCACCAUGAAAAUGCCACCACAGUUGUUCAUUCCAAAAUCUCUGAUGCUUCUAUUUCUAGUGCUGAAUGUGAGGAUGAAAUGCAGGAUGAGUUUUAUGAUGCAAUUACUGCCGAUUCGUCAACAUCAGAUGAAGAAAGUGAUGAUGAUCAAAAACUUGUUCCGCAGGAGCCAAGAGUCAAGCUAAAGAAUAUUUCAUGGGCAAUCACAACAUUAGCUUUAAAGCGAACUGCUGCUCCUGAUCUCAGCGAAGAAUUGGAUCCUCAUGUAACUCCUAUCACAAUUCCAAGUGACUUGCAUUGUUCUUUAUGGAAAGGAAAGGAUGACAAUGACACAAACUGUUGGGCUUCUCCUACUGGAAAAGGAUUUAUGAUUAGAGGAAAGAACUAUCUUAAAGAUAGUUCUAAGGUAGUUGGAGGAGAUCCUCUUCUCAAGCUUGUAGGAGUCGAUUGGUUAACAGUUGAUAAAUCUGUAGAUAGAAUUUCCCUUCACCCUAAAAGUUUGGUUCAGUCAGAAGCCGGGAAAAAGCUUCCAUUUAUCCUUGUCAUUAAUCUCCAGGGUUGAUGAAAUGCACCUAUUUCCUUUGUUUAUCUGGGUUGUCUUGAGUGCACCAAGUUUGUUUCAUGACCACCAUCACUGUCACUGUCGUAACCACUGCUGCUUUUAGAGCAUUGAAUUUGACUGGCGACCACACCAAGAGAUUCUUCGUCCUCUGAUUUGAUAGCUCCCGGAGUCAUGCCACCGUCAAAGCAGCUGCGCACCAAAACGAGCACCAUUUUUUUCUCGCGGGUUUCACAUGCCACCCAUUUCUGGCACGUAACGGCUUGUUUGACCACAGUUCUUGCCGCCGCUUGCUUUGUUGGAGUCGGCCUGAGGUGGCAGUUACAGAUCUGCCCUUGUUGGGCAGUUUCACCUCAAGUUGUAUGUCUCUCCUUUGAAAGAACCCUGUUCACAGUUUUCUUUGGUAUGUCUCUUUUUGGCAUGUCGAUUCCACUAAGAAAUGUGGAUCUUCUACAUUUGCCUCAUGAUAGCUAUCUUAAUGGUUGAAAUUAUCAUAGGUUAAACUAAGGUAUUUGUAGGAUCAGUACUGUCAUCAUAGUGAGAGAUAUGUAACUGCCUAUAUUAACAGCCUGUAGUUAGUUGUGUAACUGACUUAACCUAAUCUCAGUUUGUCUAACUGACUUAACUCCUUUUCUCUAACAACUAACUGCCCAAGAGACAGUUGGAUAACUGCUCUUCUAAUAAUUCACACAUUAGAAGCCUGAUAUACUACUCUUCAUUUUACAGUAACAACUAUUUUAGUGCUGAGGGGUAAUUGUUUACCAAGUUUCAAGCUCCCUGAGCUUUAAUGGAAGUGGUCAUGUUGCAACUUUUUUUAUUUUUGGAUUUUAAUAAAAGAGUUUCAAAGGAAAUUAAGAAGGAUAAAUUGUGUUUGAUCCUUUCCUACUCUUUAACAUUAUUGACCUAGUGAUUCUUCAGUUUGUCUCAACUGUCUUUCUCUUUCUGGUUAUACCUAGUUUGAAAAGUCUACUGCUGGCAUAUUAUUGUUUUUGACAUUGAAUGAACAAUUAAUUGAGUAGCUUUACUACUAGUAGUGUCAGGGCUGCCAACUUUGACCGACAAGUAAAUUGGAAGGUUUUACUGCCUUUCUUUUUUUAACUUAGUAAGCAUAAAUGUGAUGCUAAAAGCUGGAAAGUUAAUUGAUUGAAAUCAUGAAUAGUCUGUGACAUGUGCUUCUGUCUCUGAAAUCCACAAUCAUAGAUCUAUCAAUGGCUCAAGAGAAACUUCGUCUGUAGUUUAUAUAGAUAAAGUGCAUUGGAGAUUUUUUUUAUGCCACAGAUCUACUUCUCAUUGAAAGACUUUCCUUUUGUUUGUAAUCA
Vigna angularis (adzuki bean) is the source of this 3278-nucleotide messenger RNA. Its product is annotated as protein ENHANCED DISEASE RESISTANCE 2. The coding region runs from base 160 to 1962 and encodes 600 amino acids. Gene Ontology annotation, molecular function: lipid binding. Lineage: Eukaryota; Viridiplantae; Streptophyta; Magnoliopsida; Fabales; Fabaceae. The record is from RefSeq and is a predicted model, not a curated record. The transcript is spliced from 19 exons.